Molecule: messenger RNA, 492 nt
Organism: Striga asiatica
Lineage: Eukaryota; Viridiplantae; Streptophyta; Magnoliopsida; Lamiales; Orobanchaceae
Source: the annotation of a GenBank genome assembly
AUGUCAAAAAAGGCUAGCGGUUCCGGAACUAAAAAAGGGAAGGGAGUAGAUGUGAGGAAAGAGAUAAAAGAGUUCAUUGAGGUGGAAUACACUGUUACAGAAGAUGUCGCGUCUUAUAAAACUUUUCUGAACAGACUGAGAACAAGCGUAGCCGCCAAAAAGAUAAACGAAAUCGACACUCUUCCGGCAGCUAGUGAAAACAAGUAUGUGAGAAUACAUUUGAGGUUUAUGGAUGCGGACGAGGUAAGCUGUCAUGUUUUCUUGAGAGCAUCGGACUUAUAUUUUAUUGGGUAUGAGAAUAAAGAUCAAAAAUUGGUAGCACUCCAACCCGAUAACACGAAGACACAGGAAGUCGAUGCUCAAUUUUCCACCCUUCCACCACCUCCCGUACCUCCUGCACAGCCCGCACCUCCUGUUCAAGUCGAAGAAUUGAGCUUCGGAGGUAACUACAACGGACUUGUGACAGUUUCCAAAAUCCAUGGAAGGAAUUGA